UCCAAACUUCCUUGAAAGCGAGCAAAAUGCACACCUCGGCCUUGCGCGCCUCCCUGGAGAGGGCUCGGGGGGUUUCUUGGCUGUCGGGGGGGCUCCUUGGCUCACUCUGCCCCAGCAUGGGGGCUGAUGUGGGGCUGGGUGCCGUGGGUCACGGGGUCUGUCCUGCUCUGGGGAGCACUGAACCGAGCCCCUUUGCUGGCUAAUCAGUUCUGGGGCUGUGCUGCAGCCUGGCUGCGCUGCGAAUCACCCGUGCUGGGAUAAUUGAGUCGUUUGUAUUCGUUAGCAGCUGGGUGACAGAAACUUGGGGCUGGGACGCGAUGCGGUGCUCUGGUGCCGGCGGCCGGCUGGAGCCCCGGCACAGCUGGAUGAACUCAAGGUUGCUCAAACACAGCAGCAAGAGCUGCGGGUGCUGCGGUGGGCUGCCGGCUCCUCCUUCCCAGCCCCCUCACCCCUGCCUGCGCUCGGAUCCUGCGUCCCCCCGCCGUGGGUCGGCUGCACCCCAUCCCUGGGCUGUGCCACGGGGCUGCGGGAGGAGCGGGGAAAGAGGGUGGCCUAUUUCUGCCACCCAGGCUGGGGAUUAGCUCCCAAAGCCCAGGGCCCUGCAGUGCCCUCACGCUCAUUAGCCCCAUCUGCAUUUUAAUCCCUCCAAAUAUGGACUAAUUACAUCAUCUUUCAUAAAGCCGAGCUGACAGCACCGCAGCGCUGGGGUGAUGUGUGUGAGCAGGGGGUGCCAGGACAGCCCCAGCCAAGGGAUGGGGCACCCAGGGCUCCGCGUGCACAGGGUGCGGGUCUGGGUGCUCCGGCACGCGGGGAGGGCACCUGGCAGUUUUGGGGCACCCUGUCCUUGCGCUGGGGGCCAGGACCAGGAUGGGCCUCAGCACCCCAGGGGGAGCAGCUGGGGAGGGCGAGGGGCCAUGGGGUGCUGGGAGCGAGGGCUGUGCCAUGGCAGGGCUCACCAGGAGCGGGAGUGCAUGCCCUGGCACGGCCAGCAGUGCUGGGCGCCCUGGGGACCCCACUCAGCCCCGGUGCCUGCCGGUGGGCUCUGCUCCGGUGCCGGCAGCGAGACAGUUAACGGAGCUUGUCGUCUCCCUCUUAGGGCUCCGCUCCCGAACUGCAGCUUGAGUCAGUUGUGUGGAGGUGGCAGCGGCGGCAGCUCCGGCUGGCACACCGGCUCUGGCUGGCACACCGGCUCUGGCUGGCACACCGACCCCAGCCCUCGGCCGGCUGUGUGUGCAGCCCAGGCCGCUGGCACCCAGAGCCCCGUGGAGCCAUCUGGACUGGAACCGGCCACCCCGUCUCGGAGGGGUCCCUGUGGUCCCCUCCACCCACCAGAGCAUCCCGCCAACACCCGCUGCUACCACGGACCUGCUCGACGCCGCACACCUGGGCUCCAUCCCCACGCCUGGCACCGCGGGGCAACGUGCCCCGGGCAUGACGGGCGCCUGCCCGGCUCCCUGACAGCAACGAAGGCAGCGGCUGCCCACGCCGCCCCGCUCCCCCCGCAUGCCCUUUGCCCACGGGGCCGCCUGCCCCCCACCGCGCCCGGCCACCCAUCGCACCACGGGCACCAUGGGCGAGGCACCCGAGCUGUCGCCCCAGGCCCCGCUGGCCGUCCUCUCCAAGGUGGAGCUGCGGGUGAGCUGUAAGCACCUCCUGGACCGUGACACGCUCAACAAGUCGGACCCCUGCGUCCUGCUGCUGAUGCAAUCCCAGGGCCAGUGGAUGGAGGUGGACCGCAGCGAGGUCAUCAAGAGCAACCUCAACCCCGUCUUCGCCAAGAUCUUCACGGUGGACUACUACUUCGAGGAGGUGCAGAAGCUGCGGUUCGAGGUGUACGACAGCCACGGGCACGCCAGCGUGGGCACGCACGACGACGACUUCCUGGGGGGCAUGGAGUGCACCGUGGGGCAGAUCGUGGCGCAGAAGCGGGUGACGAAGCCGUUGUUCCUCAAGUAUGGGAAGUUCGCGGGCAAGUCCACCAUCACGGUCAUCUCGGAGGAGAUCUCGGGGAACAACGGCUACGUGGAGCUUGCCUUCCGGGCCAAGAAACUGGACGACAAGGACCUCUUCAGCAAGUCGGACCCCUUCCUGGAGAUCUACCGCAUCGACGACGACCGCAGCGAGCAGCUGGUGUACCGCACCGAGGUGGUGAAGAACAACCUGAGCCCCAUCUGGGAGCCCUUCAAGGUCUCCCUCAACUCGCUCUGCAGCUGCGAGGAGAAGAGGAAGCUGAGGUGCGUGGUGUGGGACUACGACUCGCGGGGCAAACACGACUUCAUCGGGGAGUUCUUCACCACCUUCGAGGAGAUGCAGAAGGCGAUGGGGGAGAACAAGGUGCAGUGGGACUGCAUGAACCCCAAGUACAAAAUCAAGAAGCGCAACUACAAGAACUCGGGGGUCGUGGUGCUGCUGGACCUGAAGAUCCACAGGGUCUACUCCUUCCUGGACUACAUCAUGGGCGGCUGCCAGAUCCACUUCACGGUGGCCAUCGACUUCACGGCGUCCAACGGGGACCCCCGGAACAGCUGCUCCCUGCACUACAUCAACCCCUACCAGCCCAACGAGUACCUCAAGGCGCUGGUCGCGGUGGGCGAGAUCUGCCAGGACUACGACAGCGAUAAGAAAUUCUCGGCUCUGGGCUUUGGUGCAAGGAUCCCCCCCAAGUACGAGGUCUCCCACGAUUUUGCCAUCAACUUCAACCCUGAUAACGAUGAGUGCGAGGGCAUCCAGGGCGUCGUGGAGUCCUACCAGAGCUGCCUGCCCAAAAUCCAGCUCUAUGGCCCCACCAACGUGGCCCCCAUCAUCUCCAAGGUGGCUCGCGUGGCGGCCGACGAGGAGCGGACCAAGGAGGCUUCGCAAUACUUCAUCCUGCUGAUCCUGACGGACGGGGUGGUGACGGACAUGGCGGACACGCGGGAGGCCAUCGUCCGCGCCUCCUACCUGCCCAUGUCCAUCAUCAUCGUCGGGGUGGGCAACGCCGACUUCACCGACAUGCAGAUCCUGGACGGGGACGAUGGCAUCCUGCGCUCCCCCAAGGGCGAGCCCGUCCUCCGCGACAUCGUCCAGUUCGUCCCCUUCCGGGAGUUCAAGAACGCGUCGCCGACGGCCCUGGCGAAGUGCGUGCUGGCGGAGGUGCCCAAGCAGGUGGUGGAGUACUACAGCUACAAGGCCUUCCCGCCGCGCUGCCCCCAGCCCCACACCCCCGACUCCAACCUCAGCUCGCCCCAGUGAGGACCCCCCUGCUCCCCCCGGCAUGGCACGGGGACACACGGGGUCCCCACCGGGCCCCGGCCCCACCGCGGACCCCUCCUCGCCGGGCAGGGGGACACCGGGACCUGGCACCACGGCCCCACUGGUACCUGGCUGGGGACACGGGACGGUCCCGGUGCCCCGGUGCAGGACCCCCCCUGUGCUGCCCGGGGGGGCCGGGGGUCCCCAGCGGGCGUUGUCCGGUCCUGGUGGUCCGUGCCCCACAGCCCAUCCCUGCUCCGUCCCUGCUGUCCCCUCGGUCCCUGCUUGUCUGUCGCUGUGACAUCGUUUGGAGGCUGCAUGACAACACACCCCCCCCCUCCCCCCAAUAAAGCAACCAGCCCUGUGC
Grus americana (Whooping crane) is the source of this 3598-nucleotide messenger RNA. It is a transcript of the gene CPNE7, whose product is annotated as copine 7. The transcript has 16 exons. Gene Ontology annotation, cellular component: plasma membrane. The record is from RefSeq and is a predicted model, not a curated record. Gene Ontology annotation, biological process: cellular response to calcium ion. Gene Ontology annotation, molecular function: calcium-dependent phospholipid binding. The coding region runs from base 1504 to 3231 and encodes 575 amino acids. Lineage: Eukaryota; Metazoa; Chordata; Aves; Gruiformes; Gruidae.